AUGUCAACUAAAGGAUCAUCUAAAGGGUCUGAAAAUUCGAGAAUGAAUGCUUCAGGUAGUAGAACUGACCCGGGUUGGGAGCAUGGAUAUGAUGUUGUUGGUAAUUCAAGAAAGGUGAAAUGCAAGUAUUGUGAUAAGAUUGUAAAUGGUGGUAUUUUUCGUUUCAAGCAUCAUUUAGCUUGCACUCGAAGGGAUGCUGAGGCAUGUAUUAGUGUUCCUGAUGAUGUGAAGAAGAAGAUGUUGUCUCUUGUAUGCAAAAUUGCUCAAGCAUCCGAAACAAAGAAAAGGAUUAUUUGUUCUAAUGAGGAUUCAUCAGACAGUGGUGAAGAGGACCAAGAGGUACAAGCAAGUAAAAAGAGAAAGGGAAAAGCAACAAUGGAAGAAUUUAUCAAAGUUAAAAAAGGUAGUUCUCAAGCCACAAUUAAUCAAUUCAUGAAGAAGGACAUAAGAGAAGAAGCCUGCCAACAAAUUGCCAGGUUCUUUUACACAUCUGCCAUUCCCUUUAAUUGUGCUAAAAAUCCUGAAUUUACAAAGAUGUUUGAGAUAGUUGGAAAAUAUGGUUGUGGGUUUAAACCUCCAUCUUAUCAUGAGUUGAGGGAGACAUUCUUGAAAAAAGAAGUAGAUAGAACAAUGACUUUACUUGAAGAGCAUCGAUUUGUGUGGAAAAAAAAAGGAUGUUCUAUUAUGUCUGAUGGAUGGACUGACAAGAAAAGACGAUCUAUAUGUAAUUUCUUAGUGAAUAGUGAGAAGGGGACGAUCUUUUUGCAAUCCACUGACACAUCUGAUAUCUCAAAGACAGCAGAUAAGGUUUUUGAAAUGUUAAAUGAAAUUGUGGAUAAAGUUGGUGAACAAAAUGUUGUGCAAGUAAUCAUCGAUAAUGCAGCAAAUUAUAAAGCAGCAGGAGAGAUGUUGAUGUGUAAGAGAAAAUGCAUUUUUUGGACACCAUGUGCAGCUCAUUGCAUUGAUUUGAUGCUUGAAGACUUUGAGAAAAAAGUAAAAAUCCACGAAGUCACAAUUUCAAAGGCAAGAAGAAUUUGA
Molecule: messenger RNA, 1038 nt
Organism: Zingiber officinale
Lineage: Eukaryota; Viridiplantae; Streptophyta; Magnoliopsida; Zingiberales; Zingiberaceae
Exons: 1
Coding region: 1-1038 (345 amino acids)
Molecular function (GO): DNA binding
Source: RefSeq, a predicted model, not a curated record